AGGAGGAGGAAGGCACAGGGGGAGGAGGAAGGCACAGGCCGGCAGGCAGACGGGCAUCUGCCGCAGCUCCCUUUAGGCAGCCCUUAGUGAGCUUGACACCAUGGGCAAUACAGCCACCAAGUUCCGCAAGGCCCUGGUGGGUGGCGACGAGGCCCUGGCCUGGCAGCUGUAUGAGGGGAACCCUCAGUUCAGGGACGGCCUGGACCCCAACGCAUCAUAUGGAGAGCAGUACCAGCACAACACGCCCCUGCACUACGUCUGCCGCCACGCCAUGACACGUUUGCUCAGGUCCUUCCUGUUCAGUAAAGAGGGGAACCCCAACAAGCGUAAUGUACACAAUGAGACGUGCCUCCACGUGCUGUGCCAAGGCCCACAGAUCCUGCUGCUCGCGGAGGGAGCACUGUCACCGCGACUGGCCCGACCCCAGAGGGACGAGCAGCGUCGUGCUGACUGCCUGCAGAUGAUCCUGAGCUGGACCGGAGCCAGGCUGGAGGGAGGCCAGUACGAGAAGGCCAAUGUCAACGCCACCGACAAUCACCACAGCACCUGUCUGCACUAUGCUGCCUCUGCGGGGAUGAAGAGCUGUGUGGAGUUGUUAAUCCAGAGCGAGGCGGACCUUUUUGUGGAGGAUGAGGACAAGUUGACGCCAUGCGACCAUGCCGAGCGGCAUCACCACACCGAGCUGGCCCUCAGCCUGGAGUCACAGAUGGUUUUCUCCUCCUCUUCAGCUCAGCAGUCAAACACAGACGCACAUGGUGAAGCCAACCUGCUGCAAUACAAGGAGCCCUACGAGGGACUGAAGCUUCAGGACCUGCGCAGGCUGAAGGACAUGCUGAUCGUGGAGACGGCAGACAUGCUGCAAGCCCCCCUCUUCACCGCUGAGGCCCUGCUCCGAGCACACGACUGGGACAGAGAAAAGCUUCUGGAAGCCUGGAUGUCGGAUGCCGAGGGCUGCUGCCAGCGCUCAGGUGUGGCCAUGCCCACCCCACCACCCAGCGGAUACAACGCCUGGGACACCCUGCCCUCACCUCGCACCCCAAGGACCCCUCGCUCACCCCUCACACUCACCCUCACAUCCCCCACCGACAGCUGCCUCACACCUGGAGAGGAGGGCCUGUCUACGUGUGGGAUCUGUCUCUGCUCUAUCUCAGUGUUUGAGGAUCCAGUGGACAUGUCCUGUGGACACGAGUUCUGCAGAGCGUGCUGGGAAGGGUUCCUCAAUGUAAAGAUUCAGGAAGGUGACGCACACAAUAUCUUCUGCCCGGCCUAUGAGUGCUACCAGUUGGUGCCUGUGCACGUGAUCGAGAGUGUGGUUUCCAGAGAGAUGGAUCAGCGUUAUCUGCAGUUUGACAUCAAGGCAUUUGUGGAGAACAAUCCUGCUAUCCGCUGGUGUCCCGCAGCGCGGUGUGAGCGAGCGGUGCGGCUCACCCGACCAGGCCCCGGGGACAGUGACCCUCAGAGUUUCCCCCUGCUGCCCUCCCCCGCUGUUGAUUGUGGAAAGGGUCACCUCUUCUGCUGGGAGUGCCUUGGCGAGGCCCAUGAGCCCUGCGACUGUCAGAUGUGGAGGAACUGGCUCCAGAAAGUCACAGAGAUGAAACCUGAGGAGUUGGCAGGUGUGAGCGAGGCCUAUGAGGAUGCUGCUAACUGCCUGUGGCUGCUGACCAACUCCAAACCGUGUGCCAACUGCAAGUCGCCCAUUCAGAAGAAUGAGGGCUGCAACCAUAUGCAGUGUGCCAAGUGCAAGUACGACUUCUGCUGGAUCUGUCUGGAGGAGUGGAAGAAGCACAGCUCGUCAACAGGAGGCUACUAUCGCUGCACUCGCUAUGAGGUCAUCCAACAGCUAGAGGAGCAGUCCAAGGAGAUGACUGUCGAGGCAGAAAAGAAGCACAAAAGCUUUCAGGAGCUGGACCGUUUCAUGCACUACUACACCCGUUUUAAGAACCAUGAACACAGCUAUAAGCUGGAGCAGAAACUGCUGAAGACGGCGAAAGAGAAGAUGGAGCAGCUGAGCAGAGCCUUCAUUUGUCGUGAAGGCACUCCUCCAGACACGCGGUUCAUCGAGGACGGUGUUUGUGAGCUGCUGAAGACGCGACGCGUCCUGAAGUGCUCUUACCCGUACGGCUUCUUCCUGCAGCAAGGCAGCACCCAGAAAGAAAUAUUUGAGCUCAUGCAGACGGACCUGGAGAUGGUUGUGGAGGAUCUGGCCCAGAAGGUCAAUCGGCCGUACCUGAGGACGCCCUGCCACAAGAUAAUCAGCGCCGCCCGUCUGGUGCAGCAGAAGAGGCAAGAAUUCCUGGCGUCGGUGGCGCGUGGCGUUGCGCCCAACGAUUCUCCUGAGCCUCCCCGCAGGAAUUACCCUGGAGGAUCAUGGGACUGGGAGUACCUCGGCUUUGCCUCCCCUGAGAUGGGGAGUCGUCACUCUGUACUGGGAGCAGGUGAUCGAGAAAGACAGUCACAGGAUUAUGCUGACAUCCAGUACCGCCGCAGACACAGGCCACGGCGCAGAGGAGACAUGCUGAGUCUGCACAACCUCCGCAGCAGCAGCAACACGCCAGAGACCAGCAGGAGGAGUGACAACACAGAAGCUCCAGAGAGAGGCGAAGGCCGCAGGAGAGCGCUGGGCUCGCUGGAUGAAGACGACCCAAACAUCCUGCUGGCCAUCCAACUGUCCCUUCAGGAGUCCCGCAGAGAGCGGGGCCUGGAGGGAGGGCUGGAGGGGAGAGUGGAUCUGGAGCGUGGACUGGACAGAGGACAGGAGAGAAGGCCGGGUCCUCCCGGAGACCUGGAUGAUGUCGCUUUGCACUCUCUCAACACGGACGGGCCUCCGGGAGCCAGAGGCUCCUCCUUCCCCGCUUCUCUCCUCGACCCUCCUCGCCCCCCUAACAGGACAGACUCUACUUCCCAGCCUCCCACGUCCAGCUCCAUCCCCCUCCCUCCCCCGCCUCCAUCCCUCAGUGCAGAGCUGCUGGAGCUGGGAGAUAGCCUUAUGAAACUGGGGAACAUAACCACUCCUUAUGACCUGGACACACACACACAGGAGCAGCUCUGCUCUCACCACACAUACGGCCACAGCACACUCACCGCUCCCUACACCAUUGAACCUGCCUACAGCGACUGCAGCCAUAGACAAGACCAGAAUGCACUGAGCGCUCCGUACAUGCUUGACCAUAUCACCAUCACAGAUUCUCGCUAUGACAGCAAAGAGCAGACUUACUGCCACUCUGCUGCUUAUUUGGCUGAGGCUGAACACACUGCCUCCUGCGCACUUGAACGCACCCAGAACCCGGCCCAUCCUAGUUCAUACAACCGGGAACACGCAGCCACGUACGACAGUACCCCGAAACCAGACAGCUCUUACACCCCCUGCCCAGAACAAAGUAGCUCUUACACUCAGGAGCGUCCUGCCGCCUACGCUCUCGAACGCCCACCCAAAUCAGACCCUCAGCCCCCUGCCCAGUUGUGCCUCUCGUCUCCAGAGCUGGAGCCGGAGCUGCUGCUUUCACCCGUGAUCCCUCCUGGGGGCCCUUUCACCCCCAGCGAUCCUCAGAGUCUGGAGGCCCUGGACCCCACAGCCAGUGCCCAGCUGCUGGACAACAUCAUGGCCUGGUUUAACAACAACAUCAACCCGCAGAACAACCCCCAGAGCCUGGCUCUCAUCCCCUCGCCUCCCACCACAGAAAGCGACUCCUCCCCUGACACACACACUGAGACUGAGUCAGAGAGCCAGACCUCCAGGGACGCGACCCCAGCCCCUGUCUGGCAGCCCCUGGAGGGCGAGCCAGAGGCGGACCGAGGGUCUGCUAGCCCUUGCAUAGGUGCUGCUCUGCGCAUGGAGGGCCCGAAGACGUCGAGGCCCAACACCCUGGACCUGGAAAACAGAGAGGCUGGUGAGGAGGGUGUGGACGCAGGGUGUGUGGCUGACCUGUCGCUGGACGCAGCGCACACACACCCGUGCUCACACUCUCAACACGGAAACAGUCCCGCACACACUGCCCCGGCCACAGAAAGAGACUUAGACCUCAUCCUUCAGUUAGAGGAGGACCAAUCACCUGAAGAGUGGGAGGAGCAAGUCCACCUGGUGUGACGAUGACCGAAGAGAGAGAGAGAGAGGGUUGAUCGAACUGAAAUGAAGAUAAAGAAAAUAAAGAGAAGCACUGGUGGAUAACAGUGAUGCCUGCAGGUGUUUGGGAGCCAGGUGUUUACUGUGUGUAUUAUACUGUAUCUAGAGAGGACAUAAAGCCCUGCGGAUUUUGUCCAGUAAAGAUGAUGUCAUACGCAGUUUUUUUUUUUUCAAGUGCUUUUGUCUGUUCUAACAACAGACAAACUCUUCUUUAAAACAAAAAGUGUUUAAAACAGUACAUCAAUGGAAAGCUACUGAUAUCAUGACACAUGAAAAUGCUGCACAUGUUUUUGUUUUGUUUUCCUAUUUUAUUUAUUUCUGCCUCCUGUAUUUGCCUCCUCAGUUUGUCCAGGUUGAGAGUUUUUGGUGCUGAUCAUGCUGACAUCCACACUUGCCUCGCACACAUACACGCGCACACACACACGCACACGUACGUUUUAUCGACACACUGACCCAACCACGAGCCUGUUCAGAGCUCCCAGAGCCAAAUAUGAGAAAAACUGUAACCUUGAAGCUCGUUCAGCGUACUGUACAAUCAGAGGGCCUAAUUCUGAUUUUUGGACCUUCUUGCACACUGUGCCUGCUUUGUUAGAGAGCUCAACACACUACUGAUGUUUCCUUUUGGUAGGCUGUUAAAGAACGACGAUACACAUGUGUGCUCAGUAAACGUCACACUAGUACAACAUGCUUAUCUGGACUAAAUGAUGAUUUUUAUUUUGUGAUACUCCACUGGAGAGAAAAGAUCGUGUCCCUCUGCACAGACAGGUCAGAGGUCAGUCUCAGCUACAGAGCAGCGUCCUUAAGAGUCAGUCGGAAAUCCGCAUCACUGGUGCUUGUUCCAAAUAAUUCUCUUUAUCAAAGAUGAGCUUUCAUCCAUAUUGCUGUAAUUUACAACUGCUGUGGCUCAGUUUUCACAACGUAGUUUCAAUGUGCAAUAGUCUGAACACAGAGUGCUGUACUAAUAAUUUUGGCCUCAACACUGACCAUAGGACGCAUCUUGAUCAAACCGGGUAUCCGAACAUGACAAUACUAGCUCUGUACCAAAUGGUUCAUAACAAAUAAUCCCGUCAAACAGCAACUCUGGUUAAAUCAAGUAUUCAGUGGUCAUUUUCUCAGAUUAUACGCAGAGGAGUGAUGAAACAAAUGUGCAAUUUAUGCAGACGUCAGUAUGAAAAAUGAUUGAAUAUCAUAGAAAACGAAUGACAUUUGAAAAUAUUUUGGUGUUGAUAUCAUAGUUGUCUAUAUUUAUAAAACUUAAAACAACCCAAAACCAAGAUAAACAAAUUAUAUAAUUAUUAUAUGUAUGACUACAUUAUUAUAAUUAUUAUGAUAUAAUAUGUUACUGUAUAUAGAUAAAGAACUUGAGAGGCAUAUUUCACACCACAGUAAAUUUUAUAUUCAUGCAACUCAAAUGAUUGUAAUAGUAGUCGUCAAUUGCUGGUGUAUCGCUAGAGAGCAUACAACUGUUGCAUUCAUCCGGUGAUCUGUUUGCUAAUAAAAUUUAAAACCCCGACUGAGUCUUUAUAAAAAUGGAAACUGUUGUGAGAACUGAGCCGAAUCGAUCAGACAAUACAGACCGCAUUUAAUAAGUAUUAUCAUAUCUGUUCCACUGCUGAUGGCUAGUACAGUGUCCUGUUGAUGGAGGGGAGAUCGGUGGGGGGGUUUUUUAAAAUCUGUAAUUUAUCCUUUUUUAGAAUUCCUUUAUGAAUUACUAUAGAGAUGAAAUUUCUACAAGUUGAGACCGGAGUUGUUGAGUCUGUGUGCCUUUUUUGUUGUUCGAUCGUGUGUGUUUUAUUUGUCGGUAUUUAUUAUUAGUGUCAUAACUUUUUAAAACAUGCUAAACCAAGUCGCUAAUGAAAGAUAAAGGAGAACGCAUCACCAUACACUGACGCAUGUUAGUAUUGUUUGUCCUUUACAAUCCCAGGUGUAUCCUUCUUUACCAUUAUUCCAGAGGAGCAGUGCCCACAUUGUCAACAUUUUACCACUAAAUCCUGCUUGAUGCUUCCUGAACGAGUUGAUUUGUCAUUUAUUAUUUUUAUUUUUUUUACCAUAAUUAUCAACCAGUUUAUCUGAAAUUUGUUCAAAUGUAUUUGGCCUUUGUUUUUUUUUUGUUUUUGUUUUAAAGGAUCUUGAAUGUUGAUCCUGGGUUGUCAUUCAGCCUUUAUCUUAAAAAUAUAUUGCCCUUGCUGUAAUGUUUACAAGAGAUUUAAACACUGCCUGAUGUGUUGAGACACGAUUUGAUGCUUUGGAGCCUGAAAUGAUGAUGAUGAUGAUGAUGGUGAUGAUGGAGUGUUUUAAUCAUUCACAAAUGCAAAGAUAUCCGGUGUAAGAUCAAAAUUCCUUACUAGAAUUUUCUCCCUUUUCUUUCCAAAGUGUCCAGUUAUACAGAAUGUCACAUGCAAUCCAAAAUGCAUUACUUCUAAUUGAUAGUUUGAGUUUUUAAGCUUGAGUUCUGGAGUGCUCCACUGAAGUGAUCGUGACUUUAAAUCCUAAAAUGACACCCUUUUUUCCCCUCUCUGUAUUGAACAUUUAACUGUGAAGGUGCAGGACAGUCUGGAGACUCUGGUGAAGACAUUUCUAAAGAUGUGAGGGGCAGCUGGUGAGGCCCAUACCAUCUCAGACCUUCUUUCCCGAGUAAUGGCUUUUUAAACACGACUGUGCACAUUUAUUUUAGGUUGCAACCCGAUGGAAGCACAGAGUCCAGGGGAUCUUUUAAUUUGCACAAGCAUGCAGUUAAUGCAUGAAAAUAGUCCAGCGGUGUCAGGCGAGAUGUGGAGGACUGAAGAGUGACCUUUAUUUAUUAUUACGAUUAUUAUUAUUUUCGUUUUAUUUUUUUUUAAUUUACAAUUAGACUUAUGGUUCUGUGCCAUUUUGUACCACAUAUAUAGUGUUUAUAUAUUAACAAUCCCUCAAACAACCACUUCAGAAUUCAAACAAGUUUAAUUGCACUCUCAUAGAUUAUACUUGAUACAUUCCCAGUCGGUCCAUAAGAGAGGUUUGAUGUGUGGCCAAAACUGUAAAUGAAAGUGUCAGUGCAAAGUUUACUCUCAAUAAAAAGAGCUGAAAGUG
Molecule: messenger RNA, 7189 nt
Organism: Acanthopagrus latus (yellowfin seabream)
Lineage: Eukaryota; Metazoa; Chordata; Actinopteri; Spariformes; Sparidae
Product: ankyrin repeat and IBR domain-containing protein 1-like
Exons: 20
Coding region: 101-4084 (1327 amino acids)
Biological process (GO): ubiquitin-dependent protein catabolic process; positive regulation of proteasomal ubiquitin-dependent protein catabolic process; protein polyubiquitination
Cellular component (GO): ubiquitin ligase complex; cytoplasm
Molecular function (GO): ubiquitin conjugating enzyme binding; zinc ion binding; ubiquitin protein ligase activity
Source: RefSeq, a predicted model, not a curated record